AUGGGAAUCCAACUCUCACCCCACUUUCCAAGAUCCAUUCUUUCUGCCUUGAAGGUGGCGCUCCCCGCCGCGCUCUCCCCAGCGCUCGCCAUGGCGCUCUGGCUUGUCGCCUUCAACGUCUCGUCGUGCCACGCGCAAGUGAUAAAUGCUUCUCAAGGGUUGUUUCUCAGCGACGUCCAGACGGAAUGGGGCAUGGGGUGGAAGGUGGGAGACAAUUGCAGCACUGUGGCAGGCAUCAUGUGCGACGCUUCAGGCAUGAUCACCUGGAUGAAUCUUUGGGGCAACAAUCUCACAGGCUCCAUUCCCGACAGCAUCUCUGCGCUCACGGCACUCGAAUACUU
Molecule: messenger RNA, 341 nt
Organism: Closterium sp. NIES-65
Lineage: Eukaryota; Viridiplantae; Streptophyta; Zygnematophyceae; Desmidiales; Closteriaceae
Source: the annotation of a GenBank genome assembly